AAAAGCAGAAAGUGGGGAGAGAAAGAGGAGCGAGGCUCAGACUCAGAGGCUGCAGAUGUGAAUCAUUGUCUUUGUGAUCACAUGACAUCAACAGGAUGGAAGUGACAUCACACUCUGACAUCACGGAGAGUGGAGCCAAUAAGAGCACAAACCAGACAGAUUGCAUUUCAAGUCAGCCAGCAGUCAAUGGGAUGCUCCCACAUCAAAACACAGGAGAGGCUCCUCCCCUUCUCUGUAACAGGCCAGGGGAAGGUCACAUGAGUGAUGACUCUUUGACAGACAGCCCCUCCACCAAUGACGUCUCUCAGCUCCUGCCCACACAGCGAAAGCAGAACGGUGUGGACAGCUCAUCAGCGUCUCCUCCUCCCAUCUGUACUCCUCCAUCUGCCUCCAUCACCUCUGCACCUCCUCUUCGGCCACCUGCCUAUAAAAAAAACAGCUGCAGCCUUCCUCAACACCAUCAUCACCAGAGCACCAAUCAAAAGCGCCUUUCCUCCACAAGAAGCCACGCCUCCAUCAAAACAGAUGCUGCCCACAUUAAGGAGGUCGCUGGAGACGACUGUUGCGCUCACUGUCUCCUGGCCUGUCUGUUCUGUGAGCUGCUGUCCAUGUGUUCGGCCAUGGGGGAGUGCCUGGUGUGUGGAGUGGGCGGGACCAGCUGUUGUGAUGCUGCGGUUGGCUGCUGCUGCUGCGUAGAGGUGGCAGGGGAGGCGGCCUGUACGGAGGAGGCAUGUCAGGCCAUGUUGGAUUGUGGGAUAGUAGACGACUGCUGUGGCUCAUCCGACUGCUUGGAGAUCUGCCUGGAGUGCUGCUCCAUCUGCUUCCCCGCAUAAAGCAGCCAGAGGACAAGACAAUAUCAGACAGGAGACAAUGACUGAAAGUUUGCAGGACGAACAUCAAAGUCACCUGGAGAAACAUCUGGUUUCUCCUGGACAGUCAAGCUCACGCACAGUAUUUAAUGCACCUUCAGGUGGCAACUUUGAUUCAGGCGUGCAGCAGCUUUCAGUCUGCGGCAUCCUCCUCUGUGGAGCCAGAACGUGAUCGUAAUAACUGGGCUGCCUGUAGGGCAGACUGAUGUCACAGCAGCCCAGCAGGACCAGCUCAGGGACGGUGAAACCACCAUCUUUAUCUAACAUUGUCACACUGUUGUUACCAGGAGCAGGUGCUGCUGAUGUUCACGUCUGGUGUUUUAAUCCAGAGCAAAAGUGGAUCUAUAAGUUUUAGAAUUUUGAAACCGAGGAAUUUAAACAGAGAUUUGUUCAAUUUGGGUUCAGGAAAAAAAUGUGUGCAUCCAGAGUGAGAUGUCUCUGUGUUGACUGCUGUGUGGUCUUAGGCUUCAAACACAAGCAGGCAAAUCUCUGAGAAGGACAUAGGUCAAUCCGUCUAACUCUCCGAUCAGUCCAGACCUGUUUUGGAAUGGAACAUCAAUUAUAAAGUCUUCAUUUUCAGUUUUUCACUUUAAAACACAAAAAGCAACUAAGGAAAAAUGCCCUUUGUGCCUGUAUUUAACCACAUAUCUAUCACCUGUCCAAUUUAAGAAUGUGGCAGUUUGGUGGAGCCUGGCUUGACUGAUAUGAGGUGCUCCUCCGUUUGAAAGCACUGGAAACGUAGUUUGAGUUUCUAAUAUUUUUUCCUUCUUCCUAGUUGUGCUUUAGUGUUUUUAUUGAUUCUUAGUCCUUAAUAAAACAUUCAUUUAUUCAUUCAA
Monopterus albus (swamp eel) is the source of this 1705-nucleotide messenger RNA. Its product is annotated as myoD family inhibitor domain-containing protein-like. NCBI's taxonomy places the organism in Eukaryota, Metazoa, Chordata, Actinopteri, Synbranchiformes, Synbranchidae. The record is from RefSeq and is a predicted model, not a curated record. The coding region runs from base 96 to 833 and encodes 245 amino acids. The transcript has 5 exons.